Messenger RNA from Cyclocybe aegerita, 3213 nucleotides. The record is from the annotation of a GenBank genome assembly. Lineage: Eukaryota; Fungi; Basidiomycota; Agaricomycetes; Agaricales; Hemipholiotaceae.
AAUGUCUUUGAAGCGCGAGAAUGACUUUCCAGCGACCUCGAUAGGCCGAAGCUCUGGCGCACGCCUGCAACAAGCUGCGGCUGCUCAUGAAGCUCAUCCACUGCUAUCACCGACACCCUCGGAGCAGAGCCUUCCAUCGGGUACAACAGCGAACGGUGCUCCUCGAUAUGUGCCAUACACACCGCGGCAACGUGUCACCCCAACAGCGGCCACGACGGGCACCACCGUACAUCCACCAUCUCCCCAACAGCACCAGGGCGAUGCAACGAGCAAACUCCAGUUAAUGCACCUCAAGGCGGCUGCCCAGGCCAUUGGACUUGAUAGCGGCACAUUGGGAUGGGUGAUGCUUGAGAAGCUGGUGGUUGACGUGGAGAACAGUGAGGAAUGGACGGAGGUUUGGACUGUUAUUACCUCGGGCAAGGCAACACUUCUUCUCCCAUUAGAAUCCACUUCCUACGAGAAGAUUACUCCCGAUUUCAUGAAAGAUCACAUCAUACUCUGCGAUAGCCCGUCUCGCAAGGAUACACCCAUCGUAACUCUAUCCGGUCUGCGUGGUACGCUUGACGGCGAGACUCUGACUUUCCGUUCCACGAUCAACCCUACCUGCAAGCUCUUCCAAGAUCUACUCACUCCGUCAACACGUACGACAGCCCUCUCACAUCUACCACCCCUUCCAACGUCCACGAAAUAUCCUAAAUUCCAAUUGCCAUCUUAUUCCUCCAACCUUCAUGUUCCACCCCGAGCGGCAGCCUCCAAACCUCCUCUCCCACCUCGACCAAACAACAGACCUGCUCCUCCGACUCGAAUCGGCAACCCCUUCGCGUCGCUCUUCGGCGGCAGUGCACGAAGUCCCAACCCACCUGUGCCCCCUUCUCCGACCUCCUCUCUUCUCAGCUUCGAGUCUGACACCAGCACGUCCUUCGAAGUGCCUGGGUUCGCGAUUGAUCGACGGAUCGUGCGCAAAGACCUCGCGAAGGAGCUCAACAAAGCCCUCAAAGCCGAGAUCAAGGCCUCUCUGUCUGUGUCUUCCUGUCCUAGUUGGCUUGUUGAGCGCGUGCACGACGCAGCGGCUCCGUGGUUCCCAUUCAUCAAGACGACAGCGCCGUCAAGGCGGAAGCUGGGCCAAGAGAAAGAGGGUAAUGGUAAUGGGAACGCAUAUAUCGUGAAUCCUUUCGAGGAGAACCCGCAGGACUGUGCAGAGCAUCUCCAGGAUAUCUAUCUUGCCUUGGAGCAGGAUCUGAGAAUGAGUUUACCAAAGAAGAGGGAAAAGGAAGCGGAGUCGGACAUGGAGGUUGAGAAGGAGAGGGAGAAGAGAGAGUCGGAGAGGAUGGAGACCGAGAUAUGGGUUCGCGAGGUCAUGGAGGUGGUGGAGCGAACAAUUACUUCACUAUUUUAUGAUCGCUUGUUCAUGCAGUCAACUACGGAUGACGCGUCGCACGAUGAGGCACUAUCGAGUCGAAUAGCAGCGCUGAACAUGCUGGAUCUUGGACUCGGGCAUCUUGGAAUUGAUGUUGGAGAAGUCGACGAAUCGGAUCUGGAUGCUGUCGUAAAGGCAUGUGGCGAUGUCCUGACUAAGUUGGAAACACUUCGGUACCCAGCGGAAAAGGCAGCAAGUCUGGUAGAGGCACACAAGAUCGUGGUCGACGGUCUAUCCAAGCUGCCACCCGUACACCUCAUAUCCGAAAACAACGUCAAUGUAGAUGAAGAAGACCUUCCGACUGCUAAGCCACAAUCAAGUUCCUCUGACGAAGGUCAAUCGAGCGUGGCUUACGCCGAACAGCCUAUUGCCCAGACCGCAUUACCAGCCUCUAGCCUAGGUUUGGAAUCCACCGACCCACCUCUACCUUCGCUACCUUCCGACUCGCCGCUAGCAGCACCCGCAUCGUCUGGGAGUGAUCUCAAAAGCUCGACUUCCGGUGCCAGGACCAAGACCGUCCCUCCUCCUCUACCCCUCGAUAGUCCUUCUGCAUCUGCAUCUCCUGCAGCCUCCGGUCCGGUCCCUUCUCGUCCUUCUGAGAAACGCAGUGAUGCGCAGAAGGACCCUACGCCUGUCUCCGGCGACGUCCUGCUGCCCAUGAUCAUCUUCUCGGUGGUCAAGGCCAACCCACCACGGCUUGUGUCUAACUUGCUUUUCACCCAACGGUUCAGGAACCAAUCAGUGGGUGGCGAGGAGAGCUACUGCCUAAUCAACAUGAUGGCUGUCGCCGAGUUCCUCGAGAAUGUGGACAUGGCUGGUCUAGGUCUAGGAGAUAGCGACAAAGUCAUGAGCACUGCCGAUCUGACUCCGAUCCCGCUCACAAGAAGUCCAAUCACCGCCGAGACGCCGCUCCUUCCAGCAGACGCUGCGCACGGCGGCCUCCGUGGGCGUGUCGAGCAGCAAGUCGACGCAAUUGCGGACUCUGCGAACAAGGUCCUUCAUGCCCGGCACCACCGCGAACCCGAUCCCGCUCUCGCCGGGAAGCGGGCGCACGACCCCCGGCACACCAGGAUCCGCCCCGAAACAGGGCUUCGGCUUGUUGAGGAGAGAGAGCGGCUUCUCAAUCGCGAGCCUUGCGGCGUCAUUGCCAUCCCUGUCGCACGAUCGAGGGCUGCAAGCACUAUUGGCGGCGAAGAGGCCGGGCAGCAGCUGGUGUCUGUCUCGCGUCCUUCUUCGGUAAGGUCUCGAGCGUCCUUGAAGAUCCGAGUUGGUGGUGACGACGAUGAGGAAGAAAGCCAGGACGACUCGGACGACGAUGGUGGUGGCAGUGUCAGUGGGACGACGGACGACGAGGAGAGCGAGCAAGGCGAAGAAGGGAGGGAAGAUGGCGAAGAUUCCGGCCGUGCGGACGUUAGGAGCAUACGCAGCUUUGAGAGCAUGCUCAGUGCGAGCAGGAAGAGCAAGAGUGCCAAUACGAAACCGAGGAAGACACUGUCAGAUCGAUUGGCUUCGGUUUCUGCCCUCGCCGGCUUCAAGCAGGGAACCUCUCCACCCAAUUCACGCAGAUCUUCGAUGCUUCAGCCACAUCCCUCAGGCGGCGUUCGUCCAGGCAGUCCAUCAACGUCAAGACCAACCUCGCCAGUGCAACACCAUCCUUCUUUAAGACUAGCUCCUCCCAAGCAACGUUUCAUAGAGUGCACCCCGGAUGAUCUGCGUCUUUCUGAAAUUGGCGAGCUUUUAAGAGAUUAUCGGAGGUUGGUUGAAGGCAUUCGCGCUGUGAAUGGUUUCGAUGAGUA